AUGUCUUCAGCUGGGUCUACUGGAGUCUCUCCUGAGCGGACUGUCCCCAUCUUUGCUGCCAAUGUGCAGGCCGAAAACUCAAAUCCCUUGCCACUUGCCCCGGGCUCGAAGGAAGCUGGCAAGAGCAUUCCUGCAAAGAAGAACAUCGCCGCUCUAUCUACUUCGAAGUUGGCGAAUCAAGGCCUUCCAAAGAUGAAACUCAGCCAUGAUAGCUCGACCACCGAUCAGGUGUACCCUGUGGAUAAACUCCUUGCAAAGCUCUCCGAGCAGCAAUCCGCCCUGAAUCAGCAAAACGAUACCAACAAGCUCAGGGACGAAACCAACCAGUAUGCGAGGGCAUUUGAUCAUGCAUCUUCGAGCAACUCUCUUCCUGUCACUCCUGCUACUGAUGCUUUCCCAAGCACAGCUCCUACCACGCGCCCUGCAAGUGCCACCUUGGAUGAAGCUCGUAGCGAGAGCGAGGAGGUAAUGCGUUUGAAGUUACAGCUCGCCCAGGCACAGAACGAGAUCUCGAAGCUUGACCAAGAACUAGCCGAGACACGAGUUGUGAAAACCACAGCUGAAGUGCCGCCUUUCGGAACCCGCGGUCCAGUCUAUCCCCCUCGCGAUAAUACCUGGGGUCCUCCCGACGACACUCACUCUGACACCAGUGACGCUAUGUCCGCUUCGACAUUCAAUCGUACCCGAGAGAUCUGGGGCAAUCAGCCAAUUUUUGCCAACACAGUCCAGGCACCAGUCCUUGAACCAACCCCAGGAAAAUGGCUCGGAGGACGUGUCUUCAGCCAACCUUGUUCUGAACCCACCGGAACGCCCUUUCCCGUGAUGGAAGGAUACCGGAGUGAACGCCUGACCCCAGAUACGGAGAUUAUGCGCUCGAAUUAUGGGCGUCGAGGAAACCGCUUCGAGGGCCGUUUCAACUCACCUCAGCCAUUCGGACCUGGCUACGGAGGAGGAUUUAAUAGUCCCAUGAAUCAGUCCGACUACAUGGGAAGUCCUGCACCUGGAGCACCGUCGAAUGCUCCCCAAGGAUUGGGUCCGAUGGGUGUGUAUCCACCAUAUCCCAACCCUGCUGGAACACCUCUCUCACCUCACGCUUCCGAGUUUACCACUGGUUCUGGAUGGAAGAAUGAGGUGUUGGCGCCCGAUGACCAGACCUAUCUCGCUCCUACAGAGCCGCUGAAUUAUCGCCGUCUUUUGGAUCGCAACGUGAACUGCAACUGGAAGUACAUUGUUGACAAGAUCGUCUGCAACAACGACCAACAAGCUUCCAUCUUCCUGCAACAGAAACUCAAGGUCGGAACCGCUGACCAGAAGUUCGAAAUUGUCGACGCGAUCGUCGCCCAGGCCUAUCCAUUGAUGAUCAAUCGCUUUGGCAACUUUUUGGUGCAGCGAUGCUUUGAGCAUGGGACACCUGACCAAGUCAUCAACAUCGCGGAAGCCAUCCGUGGCAACACGCUGAAUCUGUCUAUGGAUCCCUUCGGAUGUCACGUCGUUCAAAAGGCAUUUGACUCUGUUCCUGAAAACUUCAAGGCUAUCAUGGUUCACGAACUUCUUCGUCGAAUCCCUGAGACGGUCAUUCACCGUUAUGCUUGCCACGUCUGGCAGAAGCUUUUCGAGCUGCGUUGGACAGAGUCACCCCCACAAAUCAUGAAAUUUGUCAAUGACGCUCUGAGGGGCAUGUGGCAUGAGCGCCCUUGUAUCGAAGAAGUCCUUGCCAACAUUGACAUCGUCGCCCACGGGCAAUUUGGCAACUGGUGUAUCCAACAUAUUUGUGAACACGGUGCUCCCCCAGAUCGCAGUCGAGCUAUUGACCAUGUUAUUCGUUACGCCGCUGAGUACAGUACCGAUCAGUUCGCUUCGAAGGUUGUCGAGAAGUGUCUCAAAAUCGGGGGUGCAGAAUUCCUUGGUCGUUACCUGGACCGAGUCUGUGAAGGUCGUCGUGACCGUACUCGCAUCCCACUGAUUGACAUUGCAAGUGACCAAUACGGCAACUAUCUUAUUCAGUGGAUUUUGAACAAUGCCUCCCCCCAGCAUCGCGAAAUCGUUGCUGCCCACAUCCGAAAGCACAUGGUUUCACUGCGAGGCUCCAAGUUUGGCUCCCGAGUUGGUAUGCUUUGUACCAACCACGCAGUCGCAACUCGACCUGGUCCUGGUGCUGGCCCUGGGAUGGGCGGACGCAUGGGACCUGGGCCACGCUACAACAAUGGUUACCGCUAA
Messenger RNA from Fusarium subglutinans, 2217 nucleotides. RefSeq names its product meiotic coiled-coil 2. Gene Ontology annotation, molecular function: mRNA 3'-UTR binding. The record is from RefSeq and is a predicted model, not a curated record. Gene Ontology annotation, biological process: post-transcriptional regulation of gene expression. Gene Ontology annotation, cellular component: cytoplasm. The coding region runs from base 1 to 2217 and encodes 738 amino acids. NCBI's taxonomy places the organism in Eukaryota, Fungi, Ascomycota, Sordariomycetes, Hypocreales, Nectriaceae. The transcript has 5 exons.